Molecule: messenger RNA, 300 nt
Organism: Ambispora gerdemannii
Lineage: Eukaryota; Fungi; Glomeromycota; Glomeromycetes; Archaeosporales; Ambisporaceae
Source: the annotation of a GenBank genome assembly
AUGCGUAUCGUUACCUUUCCGCCAACGAUCAACUCAAAACGAACCGUUCCUCAUAUACUGUUGCUGAAAAAAUUGAGAUUAUUGCCUAUGCAAAUAUUCAUGGUAUGGAUAAAAGAUGCUUCUAAAUUUCAUCAUGCAUUAAAAAAAUGUCGACGCGUCGGUUCUGAUACACCAACAGCAUAUCCGGCUGCUAAAGAAGCACUUGUAAAAUGGAUUUUGGAAUUUCGUCAAAAUGGGCUCACUGUAACAAUGAAUAUGAUAAAGGAUCAUGAAAAUCUUAUUGGCAAACGACUUUGCUGA